UAUCUGAGGCGGCUUUGGGGCUUGGGAAUUGUUUUUUUUAACGUCAUCGCACUGUUCCUGUUCUGUAGAUCGUUCGCUUCGAGGAAAUCGUAGUUCGCGUUAAAUAGCUUUGAGGAGAGAAACUGAAGAAAUGGAGGCUCAAGCUUCAUUCAUCCAGCCUGCACAUAUAAAUGGGCCUCAGUUAAACCAAAAGAGAAAUGCCAGGAGAAAGCAGCCGCAGCACUCUGCUGAGAUAGUGUAUUCCAAAGGGGCAUCCAUCCAGACCAUGCCCUCUCUCGGCAAACUGCUGAAGGGAAUCACCGACUGUGUCAUUGGUCUUCAAUAUGUGUGGGAGUACCGCAGCCCCAGUAAAUCUGUCCCACCACACUACCAGUGUAAACUCUGUGCCGUCUCGCGCUUGCAGCAUGAUAUGCUUGCCCACGUAAGAGGCUGGAAACACAGCUUCAGAUACUUGAAAAAGGUUCACCCUGACAAGGUCACACAUGAAGAGGAAGAGGCCAUCAAAGACCCUGUUGUAAGGAAGUCGAUUAAAGAAGUUUCCGCUGCGGUGGAGAAGGCGGAGGGAAGGGGGCAACUCAAGGUGAUUCUGAAGGAGCCCUGUGAAGUACCUGCGUUCAAAGGACUCCGUACUGCCAUUCCUAAAUUUAUACCUCCAACAGGACCAGGGAUGGGACCAAAGGGACCACCCUUCGGUCCGUCAGGUCCCCGGUUCUCUGACCCGAGGUUUCCAGGGGAGUAUCCACCACAGGGCGGUCUUCUCUCCGACUAUCCGGGGGGAGAUUAUGGGGAGCCUGACUUCGGUGGCUUUGACUAUCCGAACAGGCAAGACUCCCAUGACUGCGGUAUGGAUCGAAGACCUUUCCCAGACGGCAUGGGUCAUCGCCCAGCUGGGGCCGGAGAUGGCUUUGGAUCAGGCAGUGGGAGAGACGGCUAUGGAAGGAGCGGACUCCUCGAGGAUGUCCCAGGCAGGAUGCAAGCCGAUGCGUACCGGGGCGGCUUACUGGACAGACCAAUAGACAAACCACUAGAGAGGCCAGGCCUGAUGGGAGCAGCUCCGGAAAGUAGCAGCCGCUCUACUACACUUCUCACUUACCUGGAUACCUUUCGGAUUGAGAAUGAGGACGAUGCACAGCUGGUGCUGAAGGUGACCCAAAAACUGACAGAUGUGCUGAUGGAGUACAGACUGAGGAGUGUAUCGAGGGGUUCCAGUAUGAACAGCUUGUCAAUGAGCUCCACAGGCUUCUCUUCUACAACCCCCAGGAUGAUGAGCAAUAGCGACCGGUUCUCGUCCAAUAGUCUCCUGGGUACACCCAGGUACUCUGAUGGUCCUGCCAGGUACUACAAAUGACAAUCAUUAAAUGUGAUUCCUCAUUCUCCAGAAGUCGAGCGUUGAUUUUGUGUAAAUGUUUAAGUUUAGGCGAUUUCUUUUAGUGUUAUUGUUUUAAACUUGUUAGAAUAUAGGAACAUUUUAGUUUUAUUUCCAAGUUUUACUUGUGCAUGUUUCAGCAGCUAUGACUGAACUAAGUGUAUCACCAAUGUUCAUUUCCCAUGGCCCUAUUGUAUUAAACCAAUGGAGAAAUUG
Messenger RNA from Pungitius pungitius (ninespine stickleback), 1582 nucleotides. RefSeq lists its product as uncharacterized. The transcript has 12 exons. Gene Ontology annotation, cellular component: precatalytic spliceosome. The coding region runs from base 131 to 1348 and encodes 405 amino acids. The record is from RefSeq and is a predicted model, not a curated record. Gene Ontology annotation, molecular function: single-stranded RNA binding; double-stranded RNA binding. NCBI's taxonomy places the organism in Eukaryota, Metazoa, Chordata, Actinopteri, Perciformes, Gasterosteidae.